AUGAAAAUAGCGAAUUUUAAGUCACUGAAAAGCUUAUUCACUAAGAUAAUCACUAAUAGAACAAUUAUUUUAUACUCUAGCUUAUUUGAUACAUCAUUGCAGUGUUACUAAAAUGAGAAUGAAGAUUAUAAUAUAAUCUUACUUUAAGGAAUCUAAACUUAGAUUGUUAUAUUAUAUCUAGAUUAGAUUUUCACUAACAUGACUUUUUAGAUACUGAAAUAAAAUAUGAAAGGGAAUUCUAAAUAAUCAAAUUCAUUGAUUCCAUUUUAGGGAUUAAUUUACUACCCUUUUGGAAUCUAUUUAGGCCUUAUUCAACCAACUUACCUCUAGGCUUAUUAUUAAAUGUUAAAUUAGAAAGAGUAAGAAGAUGUAAAAUAAGAGGUUAAAGAAGAGUAUGAUUCAGAAUCUAUUAAAAAAGAAUAUGAAUCUAAAUCUAUUGAUAAAGAUUGUAAGAAAAACAUUGUAAAGUUCAGUCUUUACAUCUGGCCUGGUGAAACAAAGAAUUAUUAUAAGAAUAUAGGGAAAAAAUUAUCAUCAUUCAUUAUUAAUAGUUUUGACUAACCUUAGGUUAAAGAGGACCCAUUUAUUAUCUAGUUUAUAAAUAUGGAAAGUCAAAACUACAAUAGAAUUCACUUUCAAAGACUUUUUCACUCUAAAAUUGCUAGGAGAAUUGCAGCAAAUUUUUUCGGCAAUUUCUAAUGGUGUUCCCAAUUUAUUUCGUAAAAUAAGACUGAUAUUGACUUUUACCUUAGACAUAAUAAAUAAAUGUAUAGAAGAAAAAAAAGAUAAUAAUAGAGUCAAUUUAAAAAAUGA
Molecule: messenger RNA, 813 nt
Organism: Paramecium pentaurelia
Lineage: Eukaryota; Ciliophora; Oligohymenophorea; Peniculida; Parameciidae
Source: the annotation of a GenBank genome assembly